Fusarium tjaetaba is the source of this 1080-nucleotide messenger RNA. Its product is annotated as nitrogen metabolic regulation nmr. NCBI's taxonomy places the organism in Eukaryota, Fungi, Ascomycota, Sordariomycetes, Hypocreales, Nectriaceae. The transcript has a single exon. The record is from RefSeq and is a predicted model, not a curated record. The coding region runs from base 1 to 1080 and encodes 359 amino acids.
AUGGCUCGUCGCAUUUUUGUUAUCGGAGCCACGGGCGCUCAAGGUCUCCCCGUCUGUCGCGGCCUCACCAAAGACGGCGCUUACAGUCUACGGGUCCUUACCCGAGACUCAACCUCUGCACGGGCUAAAGAACUGGCCAAGCUAGGCGACGUUGAGUUUAUCGAAGGCUCAUUCGCCAAUGAAGACAACCUCCGAAAGGGCUACGAAGGAUGCUGGGGCGCUUUCGUCAACAUCGAUGGCUUCAAUACUGGUGAAAAGACAGAGACUUACUGGACCAUCCGCGCGUAUGAGUUGGCAAUUGAGUCUGGUAUCGAAUUCUUUGUCUUUGGAAACUUGGACUAUGGGUAUAAGAAGAGUGGCUAUGAUCCCAAGUUCCGCUGUGGCCAUUAUGAUGGAAAGGGUCGAAUGGCGGAGUGGAUGUUGACACAGAAAAAGACUCACAACAUGGGCACUGCAAUCUUCACUACGGGUCCCUAUAUCGAGAUGGCUAUCUCAGCAGGAACCCCCAUGACGCCUCGCACCGUGGAGGGCGUGGUUACUUGGACUGUUCCUCUCGCCGACGGAGCAAUUCCUCACGUAGCCCUCGAUGACUGCGAGCACUACGUUCGCUGGCUUUUCGAUAACCCUGAAAGAUCCAACGGACUGGAUCUCGAGGUUGCCAUCGAUCACGUCAACUACCAUGACCUCGCGAAGGCUUUCCAAAAGGUCACCGGCAAACCUGCUCAAUUCAUCGACAUCCCAAUGGAGACUUACUUCGAGCAUAGUCCGUUGGGUAGCAACGUUCCAGCGGGAUAUAAUGCUGAUCCUAGUGAUCCUGCGACCAUGACAAUCCGGCAGAACUUUACUGGUUUCUGGAAUAUGUGGCGGCACUCUGGUGGUAACAAGGGAGUCGUUCAGAGGGAUUAUAAGCUAUUGGAUGAGAUUCACCCAAACAGGAUCAAGACCCCGGAAGAGUUCCUCCGUAGAGAAGAGGAGAAGCGCAAGGCCCAGGGACUGCCGAGUAUCUUUGAGACGAUUGAGAGUGGGAACCUGGGUAUGAUCCUCAAGUUGAGUGAGGAUGGCAGAAAGGGCAAGUUAUAG